UGUCUCACCAGCCUGUCAGCUCCUCUGCCCGUCUCCCUGAACGUCUGCACAUCUCUGCCCUUAUUGGAAGUCGUCCUGUUGUAGCACUCUCUCUCUCUCUCUCUCUCUCUCUCUGUUACACACACAUUCUCUCUCUCUCUCUCUCUCUCUCUCUCAUUCUCUCUCUGUCUCUCUCUGUCUCUCUCUGUCUCUGAUUCUCUCUCUCCCCAGUUUGGAGUGCUGGGCCUUCUGCCACUCGUGGGGAGAAAUGUCACUCUCAUCCGGUGAGCGGCAGCCGUGCUGAAACCAGUCUCACUGCCACCCCCCAAGGCACGCGCGUGUUCUCUGUUUACCACAUGUCACUGGACUGAAUCUCCACCAGGGUAUUGACUAAAAGCCUCUCCUACUCACCCCCCUAAAAAGAGAAAGAGAAAGAAAGAAAAGAAGAGAGGGGAGGCCGGUAACCAAUGUUAUUUCAAAGAAAUCUCCCAAAAACAGGCAAGCGGGAGCUCAGGAAAGUCUGACGUUGAGCACUGGAUGGAUUGAGUGGCACCGGAUAACAAGAAUCCUGAACGAGGGGGAAAACGAGGGCAACCAUGAAGGAAAAGCCAAUGAUCAACACAGCGAAGAUGCAGGGCAACGUGAUGGAGUUGGUGGGGAGCAAUCCUCCUCAGCGGAACUGGAAAGGAAUCGCCAUCGCACUGCUAGUCAUUCUCAUUAUCUGCUCCUUGAUUGUCACAUCUGUUAUACUGCUGACUCCAGAUGAAGAUAACAGCCUGUCUCUCAAACCAAAGGUAUGUCUGGAAGACUUGGUCAGCAGAGAUUUUUCAAUCCACGACCCUGAAGCUAAAUGGAUAAAUGAUAAGACCAUAAUAUUUCGAACCAAACAAGGUAAUGUGGUGAAGCUGAAUGUGGAGCAGAAUGAGUCAACGCUUCUAAUAGAAAACAAGACAUUUGAGGCCUUGAAGGUCAGCAAAUAUGAAGUAUCUCCGGACAUGAAGUAUGUGCUGAUGGCGUAUGAUGUUGUGCCGGUCUACCGACGCUCUUUCACUGCACACUUUGUCCUGUGCAACCUCAUUACAGGGGAACAUCGUAUUUUAAAUCCACCAGAGGUUCGAAAUGCACAACUUCAGUAUGCAGGGUGGGGACCUAAAGGCCAACAGCUGAUUUUCAUUUUUGAAAACAAUAUCUACUAUCAAAUGAACGCCGAGAGUCGAGCUAUCCGCCUGGUCUCCACUGGAAAGGAAGGGGUCAUUUUCAAUGGUCUAAGUGACUGGUUAUAUGAAGAGGAAAUAUUAAAGACUCACAUCGCUCACUGGUGGUCUCCAGAUGGCGCACGGCUUGCGUAUUCAACAAUCAACGAUACCAAAGUGCCAACGAUGGAGAUUCCGUUAUACACUGGAUCCCUCUACCCUACGGUGAAGACAUACCAUUAUCCUAAGGCUGGUUCUGAAAACCCUGCAGUCGCCUUGCACGUCGUUAACUUGAACGGACCUCUUCACCACGUGGAAAUGACGCCGCCCGAUGAUCAAAGAAUGAGAGAAUACUACAUAACCAUGGUGAAAUGGGCAACAAGUACCAAAGUGGCGGUAAACUGGUUAAACAGGGAACAGAAUAUUUCCAUCUUGACCCUUUGUGAUGCCACAACGGGGAUCUGCACCAAGAAACAUGAGGAUGAAAGUGAGGCCUGGUUGCACCGGCAGAAUGAAGAGCCAGUCUUCUCAAGGGAUGGCAGAAAGUUCUUUUUCGUGAGAGCAAUUCCACAAGGAGGCCGUGGGAAGUUCCAUCACAUAGCAAUGUCUUCUUCUCAGGCAAACAACAGUAAUAAUAAUUUACAGUCUAUCACAUCGGGGGAUUGGGAUGUUACCAAGAUUUUGGCUUAUGAUGAAAGAAAUCAAAAAGUCUACUUUCUCAGCACAGAGGACUCACCAAGAAGGCGGCAUUUGUACAGCGCCAAUACCAACGGGAGUUUCAACCGACGAUGCAUUUCCUGCGAUUUGAUUGAGUUUUGUACUUACGUCAGCGCCUCCUUCAGCCACAACCUGGACUUUUUCCUACUUAAAUGUGAAGGUCCUCGGGUUCCUAUUGUGACCGUUUAUAACACCACUAACAGACAGAUUGUGAUUGAGCUGGAGAAUAAUUCCCAUGUUGAAUAUGCUAUGGGUGAUAAACAAAUCCCUAUAGUUGAAUAUAUGGACAUACAAAUUGAAGAUUAUAAAUUGCCAAUGCAGAUCAUCAAGCCUGCAACUUUUUCCAGCAAAGCUCAUUACCCUUUGCUGCUCGUUGUAGAUGGAAGCCCUGGUAGCCAGAGUGUGACCGAGAGGUUUGAAUUCAAUUGGAUAACAGUGCUGGUCAGCUCAUUUGGUGCCAUUGUGACCAAACUGGACGGACGAGGAAGUGGAUACCAGGGCACAAAGCUUUUACACGAAGUCAGAAGGAAGCUGGGAUUUCUAGAAGAAAAAGAUCAAGUGGAAGCUCUCAAUACAAUGCUUAAGAAAGAAUAUAUCGAUAAACAGCGAGUUGGUGUGUUCGGAAAGGACUAUGGAGGAUAUCUAAGCACUCUUUUGCUUACGUCUGGCGAGGAGAACCCUCUUUUCUCCUGUGGGGCUGCACUUUCACCAAUUACAGACUUCAGUUUAUAUGCCUCUGCCUUCUCUGAAAGAUAUCUGGGAUUAUACACUGCCGAUAACAGAGCAUAUGAGUUGGCCAAAUUAGCACGGCGAGCGGCCGCGCUGAAGAAAGGGAAAUUCUUGAUUGUCCACGCCACUGCAGAUGAGAAAGUUCACUUCCAGCACACGGCCGAGCUCAUCAAGCAUUUAGUCAAAGAGAACGCCAAUUAUUCCUUGCUGAUGUACCCUGACGAAAGUCAUUAUAUGAGGAGUGAAGCAGCGGAGAAACACUUACACAAAUCCAUGGUCAACUUCUUUGAGGAGUGCUUCAGAAUCCAAGAUAAACCCCCCAUUGUGGAGAUAGACGAGGAGGAGGAGGAAGAUUAACUUUUUUUGUUCGUGCCAAGCACAAACCACUUCUUACAUAACAAUAUGCAACUGAAUUGUUUUCCUUGGAAACAGGAAAUGUAAUGUUUAGCAUGUAUCUAACAGAACAGCACCCUCGACGGCUUACUUGACUGCACUUCUUCUUAGGUGAAAGAACAUAAAGCAUGUUGGACUCAGCAGUACCUGCUGUCUGAAUACAUGGCUUUUUGUUACCACUCAGAAAUCGCUGUUGAUCAAAAAUUCAAGUAAAAUAAAAAAAAAAUCCACAGCUAUACUUCAAGGAACGAGACUUUCCGAGGAACUUCUUCUAAAGGACUACUUCAAGGAUAUGGUGACCUGUUGACAUUCAAGAAAACAAGCAGUAGCAUCAGGACCCAUUCGUAUUGUUCAACCCCACCAGGUUCUAGAGUGGUCAAAUACAAUGAGUCAGAGACCGCUCUAGCACCAAAGAAUUAAACGUUGCAUUUGUGUCUGAUGAAACUACUACAUGGGGAGGAUUAAACAAAAAAAAAAAAAAAGAUUAUAGCACAAUUAUUUUCCGACUACUAAUUUACAGUGUGCUUGCUCUAUAUUUCUCUUCUUUAAAAAAAGCCCAUUGAUUCGGUAGGGGGAGCCACAUCAAUGUUCUUUAUAAUUUUUGAAGGCCAUCUGUGUACCAUGGAGGUUGGUCUAAGCAAAUACAUAAAAUGAUGUGUAUGCCUGUGCUCCAGAAUUAGGUCAGAACUUUCCUGGCACAAGAGCUUAGGGGGCAAACACUGGCCAACGUUAACAAAUACAGUGUAUUCAUCCUACUAAUACAAUGUGUACCAUUGUGUCAUUAUUUACUAUUUUUUGUAUAGUACGUCCAUUUCGGUACUAUAGUAUUUUAGUUUGUACAGUAUGGGCUUCACGUUCAUUUCUGCCUUUACUUUGUAGAUUCAUUUGAAAGCUGAACACAUCUGAUUUCCAUCUUGUAGGGUCUGCAUUUUGGUCAUUGUUUACAUGUUAUAAGUCCUAAAAUGUAUCUUUUCUUUAGAUGUGUUGCCUAGUAGGGUCUGAAUUCAACAACUUCAACUUCAAAAUCAAUCGUCUGUUCAUUUCUAUGUCAUGGGAAACAGUCUACGAAUGGAAAUGAUGUCUUAAGACGUAUAUUGAGGGGGGUCAAGUAAUUAAUUGUCAGUGUGUUAGAUAUUCAUUCAUUCAUUUGGAUACAUGGAAAUGUUUAGGAGAUGCUGGUGCUGUUCAUUUGCACUGUCUUUUCAGACCAUAAAAUGCUAUACCAUAGAAAAUAACACCGUUUUUUCUAAGUCAAGUCUUUCCUAUGGUGAUGGGGCUCUACCAACUUUGGAUGUGCUCAAGAAAAUCUGUCAGUCAUGGGGAGGGCUGUUCCAGUUUAUAGCCAAUGAGAGUGCAAGGAAUCCCAUGAGGUAUGUCAUGGUUACUACUUCCAAAUAGUGGUGUGACCAGGCUACAAAAUGGGUGGGUUAAGUGGUUCAGUGGUAACUUUUACUUACUGUCAACUAUUCAGCUUGAACACACUUAUCCACCCAGACACACAUACUACCUACACUAGCCAUAACCCUCAUGCAGAAGACAACACCCCUUUAGCAAACAGAAAGCAAGAACUUCUCUACUCAACAUGGUUAAAGGCUGGUGAGAAGAUACAGGAGAAGAAGAACUAGUAGGGACAAUUAGAAAAGGAUUUGAUGGGAAGUAUAUUUUUCUGGCUUGGCUAGGUUGGUUCCUAUUUCUACAAAGGUAACAUUUGGGCCGGUGCUUAGGUUUAGCUAACAAGCAAUGCCAUAGCUUUCAGCAUUUUUUUUUAAAUGGCCAAACAUGGACAAUCUGAGUGUGUAUGUAUCACUGAACAUGAAUUCUGGAAGCCAUGGAACAUGUACAGAAACAAAAUCCAGUGUGUCUUUCCAUUGUGUGUUUGUGCUAUUAUUUCUGUCUGGCAAUGGUUUGCCCAAUGUCUGUGUUUUGCUUGCGCCUGUUCAAUGUUAGGACUGGGACUAAGGAGCAAAUUACAUAUCUAACCCUGUUUCAUAGGGGUGAUACAAUAUAUUUUGGUAAAUUAUAUUAAACUGCAGGGCAGCAGGACAAGAGAACUCUAGCUCCAGUUACGGAUGGAGCAGGCUUCAAUUACUUAUUCCAGCUCUACAUGGAGCAAAACGAUACAAACCAUCAAAAAAGCAGUGUGCCGUGUUGCAUUAAGGUUCAGUCUCGAUUAGUGAUGGCAAAUUUGUCCCGUUUGCGCUUUGCCUACAAAUUGCGAAUUUCAAUUUUAGCACCCGUCUCAGUUUUGAUGCCCGUGUCAAUUCUGACACUUGUUUCAAUUUUGACGCCGGCUUUAAAGUCAAUGGGCGUCCAAAUAGAGUUGACAUGCAACGGUUUUGACGCGAGCAACUUUUCUGAUGCACGCCCA
Molecule: messenger RNA, 5379 nt
Organism: Xenopus laevis (African clawed frog)
Lineage: Eukaryota; Metazoa; Chordata; Amphibia; Anura; Pipidae
Gene: dpp6.S
Product: dipeptidyl aminopeptidase-like protein 6
Exons: 26
Coding region: 576-2975 (799 amino acids)
Source: RefSeq, a predicted model, not a curated record